Messenger RNA from Baudoinia panamericana UAMH 10762, 1617 nucleotides. RefSeq lists its product as uncharacterized. The transcript has 6 exons. Gene Ontology annotation, molecular function: carbohydrate:proton symporter activity. Gene Ontology annotation, cellular component: membrane. The coding region runs from base 1 to 1617 and encodes 538 amino acids. NCBI's taxonomy places the organism in Eukaryota, Fungi, Ascomycota, Dothideomycetes, Mycosphaerellales, Teratosphaeriaceae. The record is from RefSeq and is a predicted model, not a curated record. Gene Ontology annotation, biological process: transmembrane transport; carbohydrate transport.
AUGGCGUCUCAUGAACAGACUCGCAUGCAUGAGCUUAUUCGCGACAGCCCGCCCUGGUGGCAAUCCAGCAAGCUAGUCCAAUUGUACUUCCUCUUGCUGCCGGCUCUUCUCACCUCAAGCGCCUGGGGUUUCGAUAUCAGCAUGACGAACGGACUACAGAGCAUUCCGGAAUUUAGCAAACAGUUCGACAACCCAGAAGGUUCUCGCCUGGGCUUCUAUGGCGCAAGCUCUUCGAUAGGUGGACUCUGUGCUGUGUUCAUAUGGCCUUUCUUCGUCGACAUUACGGGUCGCCGGUUGCUGGUAUUCAUCGGCGCCCUUCUCGUUGUGGCAAUGAGCAUCAUGGAGACUUUCUCUACCAGCUUCUAUAUGUUCGCUGCUGGCAAACUCCUCCUUGGGUUCGGCUCGUUGACAUCUCAAAUUGUGGCGCCGGUGCUGGUGGUUGAGUUGGCGCACCCAAAGCAAAGACAAGCCAUUUCUUCACUUUACAACACCAGCUUGUACAUUGGUCUGAUCAUUGGGGCUUGGAUCGCUUACGGCACUGCUGGUCUCUCGUCUACGUGGGCGUGGAGAAUUCCGGCCAUACUCCAGACUGCGCUGCCUACCUACCAAGUGCUUACCAUCUGGUUCUGUCCCGAAUCGCCCCGAUGGCUCGCCUCGAGGGGCCGCUUGCAAGCUGCGCAAGACAUCUUGAUUAAGUACCAUGGUCAAGGGCGCGAAACCGAUCUCGUCCAGUUCGAGAUCAGGAAAUCCUCGCGGGCAUUAAGCCGACAACUAAACCGGGAGGGCUUCCGCACCGUACUGUCUACGCGCGGCAACCUCCAUCGCUUGUGGAUGUGCGCCGUCACAGCCAUUGCGUCGCAGUGCUGUGGUUCGCAACUCGUUGCCAACUACCUCCCGCAAAUCCUUGAUCAAGUCGGCUUCUCUUCCACGAAGGAGAAGACGUUGAUGAACGGCUUGAUCUUCAUCGCCUCCUGGCUCUCCGCUAUCGCGGCCGCCUUCACCAUUCCGUAUGUUCCUCGACGCAGCGUCUUUCUCAGCAGCACUGGUCUGAUGCUUGUGCUGUUCACCAUAUGGACCGCCUUAGCUGCGGAGUAUGUGAAGACCUCAAGCAAGAGCAUCGGGAUUGGUGUUGUGGCCAUGGUCUUCCUGUUCAACAUGACAUACUGUGCUUGCUGGGUUCCACUAGUGAUUGCUUACCCGCUGGAGAUUGCAACAACGAAGCAGCGUGCCGUUUUCUUCUGCUGGGUAUACAUCUGCAUCAACGCAUCAUCUACUGCUGUCACGUAUAUCAACCCUAUUGGCUUGCAAGACAUUUCGUGGCGGUACUAUAUCAUCCAGACAAUCUUCAUUGCACUCGUGUUCAUCGCGAUCUACUUCACAUUUGUGGAAACGCAAGGUCGGGACUCAUUUUUAGACGUGUCUGAAGCAAAUCGUCGGCUGACAGACUGUUCUGCAGGUUAUACGCUAGAAGAAAUCGCCGUGCUCUUCGAUGGGCAAGAGUCAUUUGAUCGGGCAAUGGUAGAUGUAGCUGUGGGCGUUGGCAAGCAGAUGGAACUUGAUGAUGGGCGUAAAGCAAGUGUUGUUGCUACCGAGACGGUUGAAUCGAAGGAUGCGUAG